This is a messenger RNA of Chionomys nivalis (European snow vole), 1417 nucleotides long. It is a transcript of the gene Prkaca, whose product is annotated as protein kinase cAMP-activated catalytic subunit alpha. Gene Ontology annotation, cellular component: nucleus; cAMP-dependent protein kinase complex. The record is from RefSeq and is a predicted model, not a curated record. Lineage: Eukaryota; Metazoa; Chordata; Mammalia; Rodentia; Cricetidae. Bases 229 to 1284 code for a protein of 351 amino acids. Gene Ontology annotation, biological process: peptidyl-serine phosphorylation. The transcript is spliced from 10 exons. Gene Ontology annotation, molecular function: protein kinase A regulatory subunit binding; cAMP-dependent protein kinase activity; ATP binding.
CGGGCUGCGGGGGCGUCACGGACAGAGGACUUGGGCUGAGGCUCCCCCGCGGGCGGGCGCAGAGAGACGCGGGAAGCAGGGGCUGGGCGGGGGUCGUGGCGCCGCAGCCAGCGCAGCCAGCCCCAGGGGCCGCCGCCUCCGCUGCCCAGCGCGCUCCGGCGCCGCCGGCCGCCUUAGCACCCGCCGCGCCGCAGCUCCGGGACCGGCCCCGGCCGCGACGCCGCCGCGAUGGGCAACGCCGCCGCCGCCAAGAAGGGCAGCGAGCAGGAGAGCGUGAAAGAGUUCCUAGCCAAGGCCAAGGAAGACUUCCUGAAAAAAUGGGAGAGCCCUUCUCAGAAUACAGCCCAGUUGGACCAGUUUGAUAGAAUCAAGACCCUUGGCACCGGCUCCUUCGGGCGAGUGAUGCUUGUGAAGCACAAGGAGACCGGGAACCACUACGCCAUGAAGAUCUUGGACAAACAGAAGGUGGUGAAGCUGAAGCAGAUUGAGCACACUCUAAAUGAGAAACGCAUCCUGCAGGCUGUCAACUUCCCGUUCCUGGUCAGACUUGAAUUCUCCUUCAAGGACAACUCAAACUUAUACAUGGUCAUGGAGUAUGUGCCUGGUGGGGAGAUGUUCUCCCACUUACGACGGAUCGGAAGGUUCAGUGAGCCCCACGCCCGUUUCUACGCGGCACAGAUCGUCCUGACCUUUGAGUAUCUGCACUCCCUGGACCUCAUCUACCGGGACCUGAAGCCCGAGAACCUUCUCAUCGACCAGCAGGGCUAUAUUCAGGUGACAGACUUCGGUUUUGCCAAGCGUGUGAAAGGCCGUACUUGGACCUUGUGUGGGACCCCUGAGUACUUGGCCCCUGAGAUUAUCCUAAGCAAAGGCUACAACAAGGCUGUGGACUGGUGGGCUCUCGGGGUCCUCAUCUACGAGAUGGCUGCUGGUUACCCGCCCUUCUUCGCUGACCAGCCUAUCCAGAUCUAUGAGAAAAUCGUCUCUGGGAAGGUGCGGUUCCCAUCCCACUUCAGCUCCGACUUGAAGGACCUGCUACGGAACCUUCUGCAGGUGGAUCUCACCAAGCGCUUUGGGAACCUCAAGAAUGGGGUCAAUGACAUUAAGAACCACAAGUGGUUUGCCACGACUGACUGGAUUGCCAUCUAUCAGAGAAAGGUGGAAGCUCCCUUCAUACCAAAGUUUAAAGGCCCUGGGGACACGAGUAACUUUGACGACUAUGAGGAGGAAGAGAUCCGGGUCUCCAUCAAUGAGAAAUGUGGCAAGGAGUUUACUGAGUUUUAGGGGUGUGCUUGUGCCCCAUGGGUUUUCUUUCAUUCUUUCUUUUUCUUUUUUUUUUUUUUCUGGUUGGGGGUGGGAGGGUUGGAUCGAACAGCCAGAGGGCCCUAGAGUUCCAUGCAUCUAAAUUAACACCCAC